Pyrus x bretschneideri (Chinese white pear) is the source of this 1713-nucleotide messenger RNA. RefSeq names its product two-component response regulator ORR23-like. NCBI's taxonomy places the organism in Eukaryota, Viridiplantae, Streptophyta, Magnoliopsida, Rosales, Rosaceae. The transcript has 8 exons. Gene Ontology annotation, cellular component: nucleus. The record is from RefSeq and is a predicted model, not a curated record. Gene Ontology annotation, biological process: regulation of DNA-templated transcription. Gene Ontology annotation, molecular function: DNA-binding transcription factor activity; DNA binding. Bases 1 to 1713 code for a protein of 570 amino acids.
AUGUGUCGAGAUAAGAAUUUGAAGGGCCCCCAAUCUGAUAUCAUGCCCACAAGUAACAUUCCCAUCAGACUUCGUAUUCUCGUUCUGGACAUUGAUGCUGAUUUUCUUACCUUUAUUUCAGGCUUGCUUAAACUUUUGAAACAUGAAGUGGCUUCAGCUGAUAACAGCGAGAGUACCAUACUAGCGGCUCUAGAGAAUGGUGCUAUACAUUAUACAGUGAAACCAGUUUGCUUUAGUGAUGUGAAAAACCUAUGGGGAUUGGUUUUGGGAGUCAAUGAAACAACAAGAUUGGAUUCAAACAAUAAUAUUACUAACCGUAGAGCAAGUGUUGAUGGGAAAUCAUCAUCAUCCACAGAUGGGAGUAACAAUUCUAAGAGAAAAAGAUCAUCAGAGGGAGUGAAAAGUACUUAUAUUUCUACAAAAAAGCACAAGGUCGAGUGGACUUCUGAACUUCAGGAUCGCUUCUUGGAGGCUAUUAAUUAUAUAGGCCUAGACAAGGCUGUUCCAAAAAGAAUCCUUGAGGUCAUGAAUGUUGAAGGGUUAACCAGAGAAAACGUUGCAAGUCAUUUGCAGAAAUAUAGAAUGUUCUUAAGGAAAGUUGCAGCAAAAAUUUCAGUCAGCAAAUUGUCUAUGGAAAGAGCCCAACUCACAAGACGUGCAUUAUUGUACCAAAACAUUUUAGUAGAAGGACAAGCAUCCACACUGCAGCAACGAAGAUCAUUCCAUGAAAAUUUCGAGCUCUUAGUUAAUCAGAAUACUGCAUGGCUUCUCAACCGGCUGCAACGUGGCGCUAAUGAUCAUGAAGCUUCUAGCAGCAGAUGCCUACCUCGAUCAGGAUCAUACAACACCAGACAAAAUCCAUAUGUACUGAAUGGUCAGACUCACUCUGGAAAGCAGCCUUUGAUGAUGAACACACCAAAUCGUUUCCAACCAGCCAAUUACUGUGGAAUAUUUCAAUCAAACAGUGCUCAAAGAAACUGGUCCAUUACUAACACAUCGGCAGAUGUUGCAUAUAACUUUGGGAGCAAUAAUGCAAAUGGAGUUAAAAUUGGUACCAAUAUUCCAAAUCAGAUUCUGUUUAGUUCAAGCUGGGAUACUUCAAAUGGUGUCAAAAAUUAUGUCUGUGGUGCUAGCAGCAGUCAGUUGUCACCAAUGUUUGUUGAAGGCAAUAAUAUUGGACAAGAAAAUGUUAAUGCUUUAGCACUGGAAAACCCUCUACAGCAACAGCAACAACAAUAUGGUGGUACUGAUCUUGUGAAUGCUUCCAAUAACAGCAGUAGCCAUGUGACAGGAGUAGUGGACUGUUCUAGCUCUACUGAGAUACAUUUGAAAGACAGCACUACUGGUCAUGAUGACCUUGAUAUUAGUGAUAUCUUUUGGAAUGAACUUCAACUAGAAUCCGUUACUGAUGAUAAGGGAAAAGGAAAACAAGUCAUGAAUUCUGAACAAGACACUAGUGAUGACUUUGAUAGUAUAACUUUGGAUGAACUUAAUUCGGAACCCGCGACUUGUGAUAAGGGAAAACAAGUCAUGAAUUCUGAUCCCAAUGCAAGUUUGGUCCAAGAAAAUUCUACUCUGAACAAAGAAAUAUCCCUUCGUCAGGAAAGCCAAGCUGAUAUGAUGGACCUUGAGUUCGAUGGUGAUGGGCUGAAUUUCGUGGAUCUCUCUCCUGAUGAGGACUGGGAAAAGAUUAUGGAGUCAUUGCUCAAGUGA